Molecule: messenger RNA, 591 nt
Organism: Suillus paluster
Lineage: Eukaryota; Fungi; Basidiomycota; Agaricomycetes; Boletales; Suillaceae
Exons: 3
Coding region: 1-591 (196 amino acids)
Source: RefSeq, a predicted model, not a curated record
AUGUCCCUCCUCCAGUGUAGGAAUUUUUUGACUUUCUUUGUGACUUGCUGUCAGAUUCUGAUGUUGAUCAUUAUCUGCAACAAGAACUCAGAUCAGACAGACAGCCUCUGCAGCCCUUGUCUUGAUGAUUCGGAUUUUGCCCUCCUUGACCAAGCCUACCAGCUUGCAAAUCCCGACCAUCUAGACCUUCUCAAGCACCGCAUUUUUGGUCAUUCCACACAGAUUGAAUCUCAGGCUGAUUGGGCAACAGACCUUACUGGCAGUAUCACUGAGCCUGAAUCGGACGAGGACAUUGUACCUACUGCUAUCACUCUGAAGGCCCCCCCCAGUACUGGCAGCAUCACUGAGCCUGAAUCAGACAAGGAAGCUGUCUCUUGUACCACAGUACCAAAGCCUGAAUCAGAUUGGAGUAUCAUGGAGCCAGCUGACAACAUCACUCAGUCAGCACAAACUUGUCUGGACCAUUACUGCAUGUUCGCGACACCAAGUCCACCAGCUCCAGAUUCAGUUUACUGGAAAUAUUUUACAAAGGAGGAAGAUGCGAGAUGGAAUGAUCGUGCUGGGACAGAUGAGAGCUUCCGAGCUGUGUGA